AUGUGUGGCGACCAGUCUCCCAGGUGGUCCGCUGAAGAUAUAAUGAAUUACACGGAACCAAAACUUGGGUACACAAAAGAAUCCCGUGGUUUUCUGAAUCUGGUCGAGGUAUUGUGUGACAUGAACGGCGACGAACGCAAGGCGUUUCUUCAGUUUAUUACGGGCUGCUCCUCUUUGCCACCCGGUGGUCUUGCGAAUCUUUAUCCACGGUUGACGAUCGUCAAAAAGGUAGAAGCGACAGACGGCACCUAUCCGUCCGUUAACACCUGUGUGCAUUAUUUAAAACUGCCGGAGUAUAGUUCGAAGGAAGUACUUCGUGAGAAGCUGCUGGCGGCGACCGUCGAACGCGGAUUCUUCCUCAACUGA
Soboliphyme baturini is the source of this 366-nucleotide messenger RNA. The record is from the annotation of a GenBank genome assembly. NCBI's taxonomy places the organism in Eukaryota, Metazoa, Nematoda, Enoplea, Dioctophymatida, Soboliphymatidae.